Messenger RNA from Coregonus sp. 'balchen', 5789 nucleotides. NCBI's taxonomy places the organism in Eukaryota, Metazoa, Chordata, Actinopteri, Salmoniformes, Salmonidae. The record is from the annotation of a GenBank genome assembly.
AUUCCUUGUCUGCCUGUCUGCACUGACUGACUGCACUUGUCACAGCUUAGAGAUCUCAUGGAGGAGGAAAGGACAGAGAGAACGUAUGCAGAAGGGAACGAUGCAUUGAGAAAGAAAACAUUUGAAGAAGGAAAGAAGGAAGAGGAAGAAGAGCAUAAAGAUCAGAGGAGAUACUGUCGAUACUUUACUAAAGAACAGUUGGUCAUGCUGUGUGUCGGUGUUGCUCUGCUUGUGCUGCUUCUGAUCAUCACCAUUACCUCUGUUGUCCUGACUCAAAAUGGAGGUAAAUCUAUCCUUAAAAAUAUAUAUAUACAAUCAACAGUUAUUUACUUACUGAACACAGAAUACAAAUUAAUCAGCAUAAUAAUCAAUUUAAAUAUAUAAUCUGUUGAUCUUAAUAACAAUUUCAAUAUUUUUUACAAUAAUGUUGAAAUGGCCUUUGUAUCUACUGUAAUCUACGUUACGCCUUGCUUGUAUUUUUAUCACUAGAACUACAGUUUCCAUAUCGAUAAGGGCUACAGGUUACGAUAGCUAAUCAUCUGUGACUGGAAGAUAAUAACUGUCCCUGUGCCUACUAUAGGGACCUCUGAGACGGUCCUGCCAUUCCCUACUGAUGGAGACAUGAUGGACUUCCUCGUCCAAACUGGAGACAUCAGGGAGAGAGACGCGCUGCACGCCACCUGGUAUCACCGUGCCAACAACAAGUCAGAGAUGAACAAAGCACUGCAAAGUAAUGUUUAUUUUUUUAUAAAAGAUGCAUUGUUCUCUGAAUUCUAUGAAUUCUAUGUAACUUUAGCAGGUAUAGUACAGAAAGUGUAAACAUCAAGUCUACAUUUGACAGUAUACAGAGGGGAUUUGCAGUAGCAUUCAUUUAGGACAUACCGUAGCAAAACUUUUCCCAAUGGAAAAUGAAAAAGAGUGUUUCAUAUUGGACACAUUCAGGUAGUCCCUCCCUGUUUCAGUUUGUUUUCAUCCAUUUGGUGGCUAAUGAACACAACCCUGUUCUGUCCCCCUCUCUAGGUUCUAUCAUGGUUCUGGAAGCUGAUGUGACUGUACAGGGAUACGCCACGGUCAACAUGACCACCAUCCCCAUCAUGGCUCAUCCUCCUGCUGUCUACAGUGACAACACUCUGGACCAGUGGCUGGACGCCGUGCUCCAGUCAAAGAAAGGUAUCAAACCUAUCAAUACGACUUUAGAUAUCAAUUCAACUUUAAAUAUCAGUUAGAGCCUAGUGAAACAGCUUCUUCUGGUCCUUUAGUACCAAUCUAUAAAGUCAAUCAAUUAUCCAAAAGGAUCUUGGCUCACAUCAACACCAUUAUCCCAGAAACCCUAGACCCACUCCAAUUUGCAUACCGCCCCAACAGAUCCACAGAUGAUGUAAUCUCUAUUGCACUCCACACUGCCCUUUCCCACCUGGACAAGAGGAACACCUACGUGAGAAUGCUAUUCAUUGACUACAGCUCAGCAUUCAACACCAUAGUGCCCUCAAAGCUCAUCACUAAGCUAAGGAUCCUGGGACUAAACACCUCCCUCUGCAACUUGAUCCUGGACUUCCUGACGGGCCGCCCCCAGGUGGUAAGGGUAGGUAACAACACAUCUGCCACACUGAUCCUCAACACGGGGGCCCCUCAGGGGUGCGUGCUCAGUCCCCUCCUGUACUACCUGUUCACCCAUGACUGCAUGGCCAGGCACGACUCUAACACCAUCAUUAAGUUUGCCGACGACACAACAGUGGUAGGCCUGAUCACCGACAACAAUGAGACAGCCUAUAGGGAGGAGGUCAGAGACCUGGCCGUGUGGUGCCAGGAUAACAACCUCUCCCUCAACGUGACCAAGACAAAGGAGAUGAUUGUGGACUACAGGGAAAAAAAGAUGACUGAGCACGCCCCCAUUCUCAUCGACGGGGCUGUUGUGGAACAGGUUGAGAGCUUCAAGUUCCUUGGUGUCCACAUCACCAACGAACUAUCAUGGUCCAAACACACCAAGACAGUCAUGAAGAGGGCACGACAAAGCCUAUUCCCCCUCAGGAGACUGAAAAGAUUCGGCAUGGGUCCUCAGAUCCUCAAAAAAUUCUACAGCUGCACCAUCGAAAGCAUCCUGACUGGUUGCAUCACCGCCUGGUAUGGCAAAUGCUUGGCCUCCGACCGCAAGACACUACAGAGGGUAGUGCGUACGGCCCAGUACAUCACUGGGGCCAAGCUUCCUGCCAUCCAGGACCUCUAUACCAGGCGGUGUCAGAGGAAGGCCCUCAAAAUUGUCAAAGACUCCAGCCACCCUAGUCAUAGACUGUUCUCUCUGCUACCGCACGGCAAGCGGUACCGGAGUGCUAAGUCUAGGUCCAAAAGACUUCUCAACAGCUUCUACCCCCAAUCCAUAAGACUCCUGAACAGCUAAUCAUGGCUACCCGGACUAUUUGCACUGCCCCCACCCCAUCUUUUUACGCUGCUGCUACUCUGUUAAUUAUUUAUGCAUAGUCACUUUAACUCUACCCACAUGUACAUAUUACUUCAACUACCUCAACUAGCCGGUGCCCCCUCACAUUGACUCUGCACCGGUACCCCCCUGUAUAUAUAGCCUCCCUACUGUUAUUUUAUUUUACUUCUGCUCUUUUUUUCUCAACACUUUUUUGUUGUUGUUUUAUUUUACUUUUUUAUUAAAAAUAAAUGCACUGUUGGUUAAGGGCUGUAAGUAAGCAUUUCACUGUAAUGUCUGCACCUGUUGUAUUCGGCGCAUGUGGCCAAUAAAAUUUGAUUUGAUUUGAUUUGAUCUAAGCUAUGCAUAAUCACGUGAAAUUUGAUGUACUUUCGUAUUACGUACAACAUGUCUGUAAUACAAAUGACUCCUUCAGGUAUAAAGCUGGACUUCAAAUGCAUCCAGGCGGUGACUCCUUCUCUGGACAUCCUGAGCAUGAAGAACCAGACUAAAGGCAUCAACCGGCCGGUGUGGCUGAACGCUGACAUCCUCCCUGGUCCCAACGUCCCAGCCUUCUGGCCUGUCAUCGACGGACCUGAGUGAGUAGCAAGGAAAGAGCAAUCAUAUUAGCCAGAUCCCAGACCUGUAUUUUGCUUUAUGCUUUAGCAAACUCCUUUCACAUACAGAUCUCGGACCAGCAGGAUGGAUUGCCAAGUACAAUUUAGUUUCAACCUUUUCUUUCACAAUAAUCAUGACCAGAUUGAUUUAUCUUAUUCAAUUUAAGAUACCAGUGCUUUAUUACAUGUCAAUGUCUGACUUGGAGAUCUAACAUGAUCUCAGGGUUUAUACCCAACUAUCCUGGCUCCAUUCAGGUUCUUGGCAAUGAUCCAGCAGAGUUUUCCAGACGUGACCAUCUCUCCUGGAUGGGCGGUUCUGUAUCUGCCCCAGUUCCCUAACGUCACUUACACACAGGCCAUGGUGGGGGACAUGUACGCCAUCAUCAAAAAUGUCCCUCAGACAGUCACCUUCCCCAUCCAUGCGCUCAUGGCCAAGAACGGAUGGCCUCACAUCAGCUGGCUGCUCAGCCAGUCACCAAGGUAACUGGAACAGGUCCUAUACAGUAAUUUAUCUAGUCGUGACUUUCAUAUCUUCCAAUCACACUGGUGGAGGCUACGCUUUUCUGAAUAGUGGUCAAUGAGAUAAGCUGUCUGUCCCUGUGUACAGGUUCAGUCUGACUCUGUGGCAGGGCCAGGAAAAGAACCCCAGUGUGAAUGACCUGCUGUUCGUCAGAGACAACACCAACCCUAAGCGGGUCUACUAUGACAUCUAUGAACCUGUCCUGUCCCAGUUUAAAGAAGCUGCCAGUAAGGCAAAACCCUGUGAAACUCACAAAUCCUUUACCUCAUACAAUCUACAGCAGUGGUUCUCAAAUCUCUCCUCUGGGACCACCAGACGUUUCAGAAUUUUGUUGUAGCUCUGAACAAGUUAACCUGAUUCACCAAUUUAAGUGCUUGAUGAUUAGUUGACGUGUUGAAUCAGGUGUGCCAGCUCUGGAAUAGAUCAAAUACGUGGAACUGCUGGGGGUCCCCGAGGAGAGGAUUGAGAACCACUUAUCUACAGUGACUUAUGUACAGUCAUACAAAUCAUUAGCUUAUUCUUUCUUAUUAUUACCAUUUUACAUUCCUGUCUUGAAAAUGUAUUUCAAAAUGAGGUAUUUUCAACAACAACUAGUAAAACCAAAUGGUAUUUCCAACCAGUCCAUCCUGAUAUGAAUGUAAACUGGACUGAGUUUGUGUGACUGCAGAGCAGAGAGAUCGGCAGAGGAGGUUCUACCCUGGAGGAGACCUGAUUGACUAUUUCCAGCCGAAAUAUAGAAAUGGCCUGUACAUCCAGUGGAACACAGUCACAGACAGAGCCUCACUGCUUUCUCUGCUGUCAGGUAGGAGUGAUGAUGAUGAUGAAGGUGUAACCAAAAUGGCAACCUUAGAGAAUUGAAAUGAUCGGUUCUAUACAGAUUUUUUAGUUUUUUUGUCCAGUGACAUUCAUACUGUCUAGAGUUGAAUAUUGAAUACAGCGGUCAAAUCUCCUGAUGGAAUCAUAAUCUCUUGCAGACAGUGCCUGUGGCAUGCUCAUCAUUCCAGUGGGAUCUGGUUCCGCCCAGCCUGGGGUCCCAGUGGUGGAGGGCUCCCGUCCAGAGUUCCCUCUCCAGGACUGCCUGAACCUGGUUCUGGCCUCUCCAAAACCCUGUGGUAUCUACUUAAGGAUCCAGUCCCAGAGCCAGCUGGAACCCUCUCUCCACCUCCUCAGCUCAGCCUACCACAGCGACCUCCUGUACCGCCCCGUCUGGGUCAACAUGGCUCUGUCCCAUGGAGCCUUCCAGACCCAGGGCUACAUCUCUGGGAGGGAGUUCCUCCACACAGUCAACCAGGUGUUCCCCUAUGUGACCCUGGCCCCCAGCUGGCCUCUUGAAGCCCUGAGGGAGGGGUAUACCAGGGCCAUGGUGGAUGACAUGGAGGUUUUACUGAAGAGGUCAUGGCAGGCCGUGUCCCUGCAGGUGAGGGCGGAGCAACUAGGGAGGUCUGUGGAGGGACAGAGGAGGAUUCGGGAGGUGCAGUCAUGGUACUCACUCACAGUGGAGACCGGGAUAGAAAGUGGGAUUGAUGAGGAAGCAGGACCACAGGCGAUCAUGGAUAACCUCUCUGGGAGCAAAGACAGAAGCUUGUUUUUUAUAACUGAGAACUACUGGUCUAAGAUGUGAAGACAUGAUCACCUCUUAAAUGACAGUUUGCUACAUUUUCAUCUAAUAUUUUGUUGUAUUUAAAGUAAUUUAAAACCAAUGAAAAACAACUAUUCAAUUUAAUUUUAAAAUAUUUAUUGUAAAAUUAUUAGCAAUUAUUUUGUACAAUCAUCUUUGUAGUUUCGAUUUUUUAUAUAUAUAACUUUUUUAAUGCCCGUAGUUUAAGAUAUGAUAUUCUUAUCGUAUGUGUAACUUAGCUGAAACUUAGCUGAGCUCUUCUCAGUAAAAAACAACAACAUCUAGUUAGUAUUCUUUCUCUGAAAAUCUCAUAUCAUUUUCACAAGUUAUAAUUGGAGAUGCAAAACGUUGUUAAAAACCAUCAGUGCCCGAAAAAAUGUUAAGUAUAGUUUUUCAUACUAAUAAUUCUUAUAUUUCACAUAUUUAGGGAUGAUCAUGAGCAUUGCUAACAUCCCAAAAAACGUUCCAGGUACUGGAUUGAGCCCUGUUUAAUCCACUCAAUUUUACUGUAGAUACUCCAAAAAUACUCUUUCAUUAGCCUGGUCCCAGAUUUGUUUUACCAACUCCUACGGUCAUCGUCAUUGUCAAUGGCCAUAUGAGCUGGCAAGACAGCACAAACAG